Molecule: messenger RNA, 924 nt
Organism: Trypanosoma cruzi
Lineage: Eukaryota; Euglenozoa; Kinetoplastea; Trypanosomatida; Trypanosomatidae
Product: ADP-ribosylation factor GTPase activating protein 1, putative
Exons: 1
Coding region: 1-924 (307 amino acids)
Biological process (GO): COPI coating of Golgi vesicle
Molecular function (GO): GTPase activator activity
Source: RefSeq, a predicted model, not a curated record
AUGUCUCAUACAGAGGCGGACAAAACCGUAUUUGCUGAGAUCACAGCACGUGACAGUGAAUGCAAGAUCUGCUUUGAAUGUGGCGCACCGAAUCCACAGUGGUGCGAUGUGCAUCAUGCCGUUUUUAUAUGCCUUGAAUGUAGCGGCGUACACCGGAGUCUUGGAGUCCAUCUCUCAUUUGUACGGAGCCCAACGAUGGACGGUUGGACAAACUGGCGGCCAGAAAAGUUGCGGCAGAUGCAAUUGGGUGGCAAUCGUCGUGCCCGGGAAUACUUUGAACGUAACAAUGUUCCCCGUGCCCCUAUUCAAGCACGCUAUGAAUCCCUUGGUGCACUUCGCUACGCUGCCAUGUUAGAGGCCGAAGCUCUCGGCAAUUCAUUUGACGAGAAGUCGUGGACACCACCGGAAUGGUACGAGCGUCUAACACAAGGAAGACAGAGGGAAAAGGAUGCCAUGGCGCCGCAAGCACCGCAGCAACAUCGUCCCUUCACUGGCAUGGGGUCGGACGGAAAACAGUGGGGCGAGAAAAAUAGCGCCGGUAGUGGGGAUUGGUACAACUCGCUGGCCGGCGGGUGGGCAACGCUCUCAAAGAAGGCAACAGAAAUAGCAGGGAGUGCAGGUACACAAGCGCGUACUCUCAUGCAAGAGGCAGAUCUGGGGGAUGUAAAGACAAAGUUGUCCUCGGGUUGGUCCACGGUGUCAGGCUACGCAAAUCAACUAUCAACGAAGAUCACGAAUAUUGCGAAGGGUGAGGACGAUGGUGAUGGACUGACAGGAAUGACACGAAAAGCCAAACUGGCAGGGCAGGAGAGUGCGAAUGACCCUUUGGCAACACGUGAAGCGUAUGAGCAUAUUGAACACCGUGCAGAAGGGUUAUCUCCACGUUCCUCCGUUCCAUUUUCAAAAUUCAGAGGCCGUCAAUGA